AUGCGAGUUAGUAUUAUAAAUUGUUUGCGAAGGAUUAUUGAUAGCCCUUAUCAUUGUUUUAAAGUGAUUCCGAAACCGGACAAUUGGCAGAAACGAGAAAAAUUACGCAGAUUUGUUGCGUGGCAAUAUGCGACUCGUAGAAGUACAGUUCGAAUGGGCUACAAUGCUUUGAACAAAAUAUUUCAUUCAUGGAAUAUACAACGCAUGGAUAAACUAAAGCUUGAGAAACAUUAUGCUCGAGAGCGAUUAGAUUCUGCAUUGGCUGAACAUCAUUUUGAUUAUCCCAACUUUAGAAAUAUGCUCAAUAAAGCUCAUAUUUUGUUGGAUAACAUCGUCCUGUCCCAGCUAGCAAUUUAUGAACCUCGCUCUUUCAAAAGUCUAGUGAUGUUAACAAAGCAAAUGGCUCAUGAAGAUGGCAAAAAAGUGAUUAAUGAUAUCGAACAAAAAUACGUCGAAACAGAUCCUUCACUUUUCGAUACACCAUUUCCGUAUACAAAACAAUUUUUGCGGCGACGUGGCACCAAUUAUAAAGAUCCACCAAAAAAAUUGAAGGAAUCAGAAUAUUAA
Molecule: messenger RNA, 567 nt
Organism: Dracunculus medinensis (Guinea worm)
Lineage: Eukaryota; Metazoa; Nematoda; Chromadorea; Rhabditida; Dracunculidae
Source: the annotation of a GenBank genome assembly